GGAGCGUAUAAGAGCGCCCACCCGCGCAGCCACCCACGCAUCCUCCAAACCCUAGCGCCGGCGCCUCCACUUCGCUUCCUCACCCCAUCUCCUCCCGCUCAGGGUCCAGCGGCGAAGGGAAGGCAAGAUGUACACCGCGAGGAAGAAGAUCCAGAAGGAGAAGGGCCUCGAGCCCUCUGAGUUCGAGGACUCCGUCGCUCAGGCUUUCUUUGACCUGGAGAACAGCAACCAGGAGAUCAAGAGCGACCUCAAGGACCUCUACAUCAACAAUGCUAUCCAGAUGGAUGUUGCCGGGAACAGGAAGGCUGUUGUGAUCCACGUCCCAUACCGUCUGCGCAAGGCCUUCAGGAAGAUCCAUGUCAGGCUCGUCAGGGAGCUGGAGAAAAAAUUCAGUGGCAAGGAUGUUGUAAUUGUUGCCACAAGAAGGAUUGUGAGGCCACCCAAGAAGGGUUCAGCUGUUCAGCGUCCUCGCACUAGGACUCUGACUGCUGUUCAUGAUGGAAUCUUGGAGGAUGUUGUCUACCCAGCUGAGAUUGUGGGGAAGCGUGUCAGAUACCGUUUGGAUGGUGCCAAGAUCAUCAAGAUCUUCUUGGACCCAAAGGAGAGGAACAACACCGAAUACAAGCUGGAGACCUUCACUGCAGUCUACCGCAGGCUUUGUGGGAAGGACGUGGUCUUUGAGUACCCUGUUGCUGAAAACGCAUAAAGAUGUCCUGGAUCUCUAUUUCAUUUCUUUGAAGCAGGAUGUUUUGGUUGGGGUCUCAACUAGUUUGCUCCCUCUGUACUUCAAAACCAUAGUUUUGAUGCCAAAGUUGUUGCUUAGGUGUUCGGUACCUGGAAAUUGGCAGUGAAUGUGAACUAUGUUAAGUUUUGAGCAUUUAAAUUAAACCUUUGCCCUGUUAACUCGUCAUUUGUUUCAUUGCUGAA
Molecule: messenger RNA, 927 nt
Organism: Setaria italica (foxtail millet)
Lineage: Eukaryota; Viridiplantae; Streptophyta; Magnoliopsida; Poales; Poaceae
Product: 40S ribosomal protein S7
Exons: 6
Coding region: 128-706 (192 amino acids)
Biological process (GO): rRNA processing; ribosomal small subunit biogenesis; translation
Cellular component (GO): ribosome; 90S preribosome; cytosolic small ribosomal subunit
Molecular function (GO): structural constituent of ribosome
Source: RefSeq, a predicted model, not a curated record